AUGGCGGCUCUCUGUGAGACUCUGUUGGGAGAGGAAACUACCACAACCACCACGAUGUGGUUUAAAACACCUGCAUACCGGCGAACUCUGGAGCUGCACGCGCAGCUUUUAGAAGCAAUCUGGGUGGAUGGCUAUACCAUGGCAGCCGAGUUCCAGUCAUGGUUGCAAACUCGAGUGCUAGCCAUACUCGUUGGAAUCACGGUUGGGUUGCCAACCUUGGUGGCCAUUUGCUACAGGUAUUCGAGCCGCUUUCGCCGAUGGACAACGUGUUUCGAUUCUUUGCUCAAGUACCGUCUCUGUUUUGGUGCUUUGACAUUCCCCGCUGUAGCUGCGGCACUAACCUCUGCUGUUCUUGGAUUUCGCAUUCUGGAAAGCAUCCAGCCUCUCAUGGAGGAUACGCAGGAGUAUUAUCUCAGCUCCAUGACUGGCAGGCUGAUCGACACUUUCAUCCAGGAAUCUUACAGGUUCUCGGAGUUGGGGAUGGCGGGCACCAUGCAGACGCACGUGCUGGCCAGCCAACUGUGCAACCCCACGGAUGCACCCUUUCAACUACAUAAGCUGGACGUGGAUGCCCGCUUGGAAGACGAAGUCUUCAUGGAAGGCGGCCUCAGGGCCCCUGUAGCCGUGCAGCCCUCCUCUGUGUCGAGCAUGGUGCUGGAGUACAUCGUUGCCAAAGACUGGCAGCGUCUGGUUGGUCCGAGCGUUGGGGUUGUCGUGGACAGCGCUCUGAGCAACCUUCUGCCAAAUCAACACUCCACCAUGACGGUUUCCUUUAUCGUGCGAACCAGGUGCACGAUCCGAAAUACGGAUGUGCUCCUGGGAAUCCGAGCGAAUUUCCCAUUCCUGCUGGCCAACUUACCAGAGGUGUGGACGUGGAAUGCGACAUAUUAUGCUGACAAGUACAACAUGUGGUCUAUGUUGUACGAC
This is a messenger RNA of Symbiodinium pilosum, 927 nucleotides long. NCBI's taxonomy places the organism in Eukaryota, Dinophyceae, Suessiales, Symbiodiniaceae. The record is from the annotation of a GenBank genome assembly.